This is a messenger RNA of Anopheles bellator, 4078 nucleotides long. RefSeq names its product probable protein phosphatase CG10417. The transcript has 6 exons. The coding region runs from base 525 to 2909 and encodes 794 amino acids. Gene Ontology annotation, molecular function: cation binding; protein serine/threonine phosphatase activity. NCBI's taxonomy places the organism in Eukaryota, Metazoa, Arthropoda, Insecta, Diptera, Culicidae. Gene Ontology annotation, biological process: protein dephosphorylation. The record is from RefSeq and is a predicted model, not a curated record.
ACAGACGCGUUUCUAACCGGAUCGUGCGUGCCGACGAAUCUUUGCGAAACCGGAAAAUCAGCGUUUUCGAUGACAACGUUUUCACAGUUCCGCAUUUUACGCACGCAGUGGACAGAAAAUUAGCCGGGAAUUGUGUGUCGUUCCGUCCUGCGUGGUAAGCGCACACACAUACACAUACAUGUAACGGGUAUUGCACGCUUCGCGAUUCGGCCGGAGAUUCGGCCAGCUUCCGGAGGUAUUUCGCUGAUAAUUCCGGACCCCCUCGCGGAAUUGGGCCUUUUUCGUAAGGCUUUUCGACAUCAUCACGCCGCCUUUUAGGUGGUACGUUUUCUUCAUUCUCGUUUGUCGCUGACCGGUAACCCGGGCAAGUAGGGAUUAUCGGACGUGUCGUACCCGGUCUUCGAAUUGUAUCAAAAAGUGACGUGUGACGAAAGAAAUCAUUCUUAAACAACAUCUACGGACGACCCUCCGCGGUAUACGGUCCGCAAACCCUUCACCAGGACACACCUUUACCUUGUAAGAACAUGGGUGCAUACCUUUCGGAACCGGUCACGACGAAGGAGUCGAGCGAUGAAUCGAACGACUUUCUCGUUUCCGGUGCCAGCUCCAUGCAGGGUUGGCGCAUCAGUCAGGAAGACGCACACAAUUGCAUACUCAACUUCGACAAAAACGUUUCGUUCUUCGCGGUGUACGAUGGGCACGGUGGAGCGGAAGUGGCUCAGUAUUGCAGCCUUCAUCUGCCCAGCUUUCUGCGUACGGUGGCCGCAUAUGGGGAGAAAAAUUUUGAACAAGCGCUAAAAGAUGCGUUCAUCGGGUUUGAUGCAACGCUGCUCAAGGAGAGCGUAAUCCAGGAGCUAAAAGUGUUGUCGGAGAAGACAAAUGGCAACGAAGAAGCAGAGGAAGAUGACGAAGAAGAGGAUGAGUACGAUAAUGUGGAUGAUUUGCGUGAAGAAGCACGCAUGCCACUGGACGAGGUUCUUCAGAAGUACCGGAAGGAGAUUAAGGCCAGUAAUUUGGUGGCAGCGGCUACAGCUACCAAGUCCCGCCUGAUACAGGCGAUGAAAGAUGGCGAUUCUUCGAAACCCAUCUCACCGCUGCUCAAAGGUAAGCGGCGGGAAGUGAGCAGUGAACGGGACGACGAACUGGCUGGUGGUUCGGGAGCGAAAGUUCCUGGUAACGCUGUGGACAUCGGAUCCGCCGAAGCAGCCCCAGCAGCGACUGGGAGCAAGAUUGUCGAUGGUGGUGCUGGUGGUGGUGGUGAUACGGCCGCCGAUUCCACGGUCAGCAGUUCUAGCAACAAUAAGACGGAGGAGGGACUGGACGGGCGAGCCAUGGCAGAGCAAGAACCCUCCUCGUCCUCCUCGUCGGCUAGUGGAGCAGCAACGGUAGCAGCAAAGGAGGAGGACCAAAGCGACGAAAUCAGUGACACGGCUGGCGCAGUGGUAGCUACUUCGGCCACAGUGAAACCGGAAAUUGCAAGCGUCUCAAAGGAGAACUGUGCUCCGGACAGUUCUUCAUCGGAUCGCAGCAAACAGCAGGCGGUCAAAGUGAAUGGAGACAUAGGCAAGGCCACGGCUUCGUCUGCCGCAGCCGUAUCAUCGUCCUCAUCGGGUGCUGCCGGUCAGGAAAAUGGUGUCGUUUCGAGUGAUUGCGACAGUGGGGCAGGGAAUGGCUCCAAACUCGCCCAGACCCCUUCGAUCGCUAACGUUCACAGCAGCAGCACCGCCAAAGCCGCCAGUGGCAGCGGUGCCAGUGAAGCUGGCAACAGGGAAGUUUCAAAGAACGGGCCAUGUGCGGCCGAAGCUCCAAACGAUGACGACGACGACACGGAAGAGGACGAUGACAGCGAUUCCGACGUUAUGGAACCCAUCGAAACUUCCAGCACGGAAGAUGGUGAAGAAGAACCCUAUGGUGAGGAAGAUGGCGACGAAGAAGAGGAAGAGGAAGAAGGCGAAGAGGAAGCCGAAUACGAGGAGGAGGAAGAUUACAUGAACGAGGAGGACGCCGCAUUCAUGAAGAACAUUACGGACGAGCCGGGAAAGGAUAGUGGCUGCACGGCCGUGGUAGCACUUCUGCACGAAAAGGACCUCUACGUAGCCAACGCAGGAGAUUCGCGAUGCGUUGUUUGCCGGAAUGGCAAGGCACUUGAAAUGAGCUUUGAUCACAAACCCGAAGACACUAUCGAGUUUAAGCGGAUAGAGAAGGCGGGUGGUCGUGUUACGCUCGAUGGGCGUGUCAAUGGAGGAUUGAACCUGUCCCGUGCGAUCGGCGACCAUGGCUACAAGAUGAAUGGUUUUUUGCCGCCAGAAGAGCAAAUGAUCUCGGCCCUACCGGACAUUCAGAAAAUUACAAUCGGAUCGGAAGAUGAUUUCAUGGUGCUGGCGUGUGACGGUAUCUGGAACUUUAUGACCAGCGACGAGGUGGUACAGUUUGUCCAGGAGCGCAUCAAUAAACCAGGCAUUGCAUUGUCCAAGAUCUGCGAAGAGCUUUUCGAUAACUGCUUAGCGCAAGACACCAAAGGAGAUGGGACCGGUUGUGAUAACAUGACGGCCAUCAUCGUCCAGUUCAAGCCCACUUUCGCCGAUUCUGCAUCGCGGAAAAGAACUGCUGCCCAGUCUGUGGAUGCAUCGGAAAAUAUCGCUGUAUCAUCCGGGUUGAAAAAGAUCAAAACCGACACAGCGACGACCGCGGCCAGUACAAGCAGCACUGGCGAUGGGAAUGCUUCAUCCACCACUGACGGAGCUUCCGAUGGCGCUACAGCAGCCAGCAUUGGUGGUUCAAUGGCAGUUGAAACGAGCGAAGAAACGGAAGCAGCGGCAGCGGUUGUCUCGAUUGCGGCCACAUCGAUGGACACAACUCCGGCAACAAUCGCUGCUGCGUCAUCCGAGGCAGCAUCUUCUUCAACGUGAAGCAGCUUCUGCCCUUCGACGUCUGCUUAAAUUUUGCGACAGCAAUUCUCUGGACAUCAGACCGAUACGGCGACCGGCAAUCGCGGUGGCGUGUUUGUGUCUGAGUGUCAAUGUUGAGGGAAAAGAUAAAUCGAAGUGUAGUUUUAGAAUUCGGUAUUCUGUUGAGUCUCUCCAUCAGGUGUUUCUCAUCGAGGAGGUUAGUUCAUCAGUUCAUCUCGUUUAGAUUUUUUUCUUUUCUAUCUCCCAUUUCCCAAAGAAGUAGAAAAGAAAAUAUGGGCCACAUCUUGUUGGCUAGCCCCGCAGCCGAGACGGUGGUAAUGUGAAUAUUUUCUCGUUUGGUGAUUUUCCUCGAUCGCUCAUAUUCAGUAUUGUGUUGGUGCGGCCAACGAAUUGAAGAUGUGCAUACAUAUUCCGCGGAGUGUAUGGAUCGCAUUUGAGGAGCUCGAGUAUUACCACGCGAGACUAUGACGUGUUUUUGUUGUUGCGAUACAAAUUGCCUACGGAAGUGUUGUUAGAGGCGCACUGUAAUCCGCGGGGGAUAAACUCUGUUCCAAUAUGUUUUGUAAUGCACUGUCGUUCGAUGUCAGAAAACGAGAAUAAUUUAUAAUUUAAUGCGGUAAAAGUCCCGGUAGUGAAGGUAACAAAAAUGAAAUAUGUAGUGAUGUGUUUUUGAGAUCAAUGAAUGUUAACCCGAGAAUGGUUCCAGCUCUGCCAAGAGUUUUACAGAAAAACGAACCAUUCACAAAAUGGAAAAAUUCUUGACUAAAACUAUGCCUCUAACUCAAUGAACUAUGAACAAACUUCAAUGAAUUAUGAAGGUAAAAAAUUUGAAAAAAAAUUAUUCAACUGUACAUACUUUGUCAAUGUGGAAAUGGUAAAUUGAGCAAACAGAUGAGAGGCAAAAUAAACAAAGAUCCUUCGAGGAUGAUUUCGUGACUGUUUGUUAACAAACAGUUUCCGAAUUUAUUCAAACAGUACGAUAAAAAGAAAAAACCAGUUGCGUUAAAAUCCAUCAGAACUAAUCAAACAUUGAGAGGGUAGAGAGUGACUAGGUGUAGGGUUAAAAAGAAAACAAUCACGCUACAGUUCAGCGCUGGUAUGCGUGAGGUAAGAUGGAGCAACAGAACAAAAGGAUUCGUAAAACUGUAUCUAAUAUAAGAACAAUAAAA